AUGGAAAGCAAGGAACGAAAGCUUGUUCAACAAUGUCCAAGUUCAUUCAGCUGCAGCAAUGGAAAAAGCCCAGAACCUGCUGGCGGAGUGGAAAGAAGCUCAAGAACACCAUGCUCCAUGCCACAACAAUGGAGUUCACCAAGCCAAGGGAGAAUUAAAAUUAAUGUAGAUGCUGGGUGGUCGGGACCACACUCUAUAGGGCUCGGUUUUGUAGCAAGGGACCACAGAGGAAUCAUAAUGCUCGCUGGAACCUGCUUGGAAGCUCAACGCUUGGAUCCCCUUAUUGCUGAAGCUAUGGCCCUUCGCUGGAGCCUACACACAGCCUUGGAAGUGGGUUUAGAUAGUGUGAUCUUUGAAUUGGACUCUCUCUCUGUGGUCAAAGCAAUGACAACCAAUUCAAGCCUUUGGACUAUCCAAAUCCUUAUGCAAGAUUGUAUCUAUCUAGCUAGUCUAUUUACCUCUAUUUCCUUCAAUCAUGUAUCCCGGAAUGCAAAUGCACCUGCUCAUACUCUUGCUUCUUUGGCCUGCUCUUAUAAUACCAAGUUGUGGUGGGAUGUUCCACCUCUUGAAAUAGAGCAGGCCCUCUUUGUAGAUGCUGCUUUGUCUGAUUAA
This is a messenger RNA of Lotus japonicus, 612 nucleotides long. RefSeq lists its product as uncharacterized. Gene Ontology annotation, molecular function: RNA-DNA hybrid ribonuclease activity; nucleic acid binding. The record is from RefSeq and is a predicted model, not a curated record. NCBI's taxonomy places the organism in Eukaryota, Viridiplantae, Streptophyta, Magnoliopsida, Fabales, Fabaceae. The coding region runs from base 1 to 612 and encodes 203 amino acids. The transcript has a single exon.